Molecule: messenger RNA, 3413 nt
Organism: Labrus mixtus (cuckoo wrasse)
Lineage: Eukaryota; Metazoa; Chordata; Actinopteri; Labriformes; Labridae
Gene: spidr
Product: scaffold protein involved in DNA repair
Exons: 20
Coding region: 200-2992 (930 amino acids)
Biological process (GO): double-strand break repair via homologous recombination; regulation of establishment of protein localization to chromosome
Cellular component (GO): nuclear chromosome; nucleoplasm
Source: RefSeq, a predicted model, not a curated record
UCCACGCGAUUCAAAAAUCAAACACACCCCUCAGGUUGAGCAACAGCAAGUCAGCUUUGACUAUUAUUAAGUAAUGUAGCAACUACCGGCAACCUGUAAAUAUAUUAAAAUGGGUUAAAGAAAACAUUUAAUUAGAAACCGUCGUUUUGACCCCAAUAUAAACUAUGACGGUGGCUUGUAUGUGUUUUUAAUUUUUGCCAUGUCUGCCAGAAAGCGUAAACGAUAUUCCAAGGAUAUAAAGUGUAUCUUCUUCCCGGAUGAUGUGGAGAAUGGUCUCCGAAAAGCAGCACGGGAAUCGUCGUCGCUUUCAUGUGUGUCCUCUGCAAAGAGCUGGGAGAAGUGUGGAGACAGCUUUCUUGAGUCUCCAGGGAUUAAGAACCUCAAGUCGUCAGGAAGAAAACUGCAUGUCUUUAGAAAGUUGACACAGUCCACUACAGCAGUGCAGACCAGUGCUGAUCACUGUAAUGAGGAUGCAGUGAACAUCGCGUGGAGCUCCAGUGAUUGUGAGCAGUCGGAUGUUGAGACCCAUGAGCGACGCGUUACGAGACAAGCGAGACCCACAGCUCUCAGUCAGUCUUACACUAGAGCACUGCACAAACUGAGAACUGAGAAAGAUGACCUCCCUGUUAUUGACACAGAGAGUGAUCUGAAUGAGUCCGAGGAAGAUGUUGAGAAGGACAGUGGGCAACAAAUCUCUGACUGUGAGUCAGAGCCCUUUGAUGAAAAAAACCCUGAAGAUAUACCGCUAAAUAAACCUGAAAAUAUCAAAGAACUAGAGAUCUCAGGCUACAUGUCCGGUGGCGAGGCUGCCAGCGGCACUGUGGGCUCCAGCAGACUGGACUCUGAGAGCUUUCUCCUCCAAACUGGUGAGAGCAGCAAAAGGUCAGUCAGUGACUGGGUCAGAACUGCUCAGGCGAUGCUGCAGACGCCUCCGAAACAGCUCAACAGGCAGUCCAAGACUCCUGAAGACUCCGCCAAAAAGAAAAGGAAAUUUAAAAGUGGGGGUCUUGCUGAGAGGCUGAGUCGACUCCAGUGCAGACAGAGGUCAGCCGUAAGUUUCUGGAGGCACCAGUCCAUCUCUGACACCUCAACAGCAACAGUGGACAGGCCUGGCAAACUGGUGCUUGAGGUGCUGAAGGUUCAGGAGGAGUGUAGCAUGCGACUGGCCCUCUGUGAGCACCAGCAGCCCCCCGGAGAGGGCCACCAGCGUAGUGACCCGGUCCCUGAGGAGAGGGCUUGUAUGCUGGUGCUGUUCAACAGAGAGACCGCAGCCCAGCUGAAUCCUUCACCCAGAGAUAUCAUCCACAUAUACCCACCAUGGCAAAGUCUCUCUAUAGACGGAUUCAGCUGUGAUAUUAUUCUAAACACACACUUCAGCCAGAAAGUCUUCUCUGCAUCCAAACCAGGAAACAUGUCCUCUCCAGGAGGCCUGCUCUCAGCCCGAAGGUGCAGUCCGUAUCCUCUGUGUAAAACCUUUGGACUCCUGGAGAUGGGCAGGACCUCAGAGGAGAACAAUGCUAAGCAGGUUUCUACCUCUGAUGCUCUGUGUGGCUUUGGGGGCUCGGGAGUUUUGACGAGACACUGCCUUUCUCUCCUGGAAGCAAUUGAGGGGCUGGGUCAGGCCGGCUCUGUGGGGCAGGACGUGGAGGUGGUGGUCCAGAGAAUUUAUUCUACCCCCGUGCCAGACUCCUCCAUCCUGAAGCCCAGAGUUCCCUUCAGGUCGUCCUCAGCUGCUCCCUCUUCAGAAAAAGGCAAAACAAGGCUCUGUGUGCUUGUCCAAGACAGCUUCGGGAUGUUUAGCGAGAUCCAGCUCCACCUCCUGCCUUGCAAGGAAGACCUCCACCAGUACAUCCACAUGUGGCAGGGGAGGACCUGUGUGCUGAAAGGCAUUAAAGUGGUGCAGCGGGUCACUCGAGAAAGGCGCUCAAGGCUUUUCAGCUUGAUAGACAGCAUGUGGUCCCCAGUGAUGCCCCUUAAAGAUCACGGAAACACCCCCAGUACGUCCACUGAACGUAAGCCUGCAGGUUCAGCUCCCAGUUUCUGCUACCUGCUGUCUGGAGAGGAGAGCUCAGUUGAACCCUCUGAAGAGCAGAAUGUGUCCCCGCUUUACCUUCCCAGCACAUUUCAAACACUGCAAGACAUACUGCAGAGCAAGAAUAAAACCUGUCGCUGCAGCUUUGUUGCAACUGUCAUAUACAAGAGAAUAAAGGAGAGCUGUGAUGUAGGCCACGGUGAGGUUUGGUUGGUGCUGACAGACCCCAGUCUUCAGGAGGAGCAGCCUGAGAGGCCGUGCAGGCGAACAGUGGCCCUGUGUGUGAGCGCUUCUUGUGUGCUCACUUCCUCUGUCGUCAAAGCCCUUAGUUCCCCCGGCGCCUGUCGCAUGUCAUUUAGAGAUGCCAUCAAAGAACAUGGUGUUCUCCUGUGUGUGGAGCAGUCGGUGGUCAAGAUCUACUCUGAGGAUCCUGAUUGCAACCUUGAGUCGUCCUCAGCCGGGCCAGAGUCACUUUCACAGUUGCUGACAGCGCCCCAGGCAAAGACCCUGCCCAAACCUGUGAGACUGGAUCCUCUAAGUCCUGAGAUCACACCCAACUCUCUUUGCGCUCUCACAGGGGUGAUCGUUGGUGUGGACGAGAGCACUGCUUACUCCUGGCCAGCCUGCAACCACUGUGGGAGUGACAACCUGGAGACGUACUCUGAAACAAAUCAAAACUUCCGCUGUGUUUCCUGCAAGACAGUUGUAGAAACGCCUGACAUGAAGAUUCAACUGGAAGUGUCUCUGCGCACUUCAUUAAGUAACUGCACUUUAAAGGUUAAGCUGCAGCAAAAGACAAUCAUGUCCAUCUUAAACACCACAGCACUGGAGGGUAAUGAGUUCCUAGGUUACGAUGUGGAGAAUGUCCUGGGAAAAGAGGUGGGCCCCAUCCCUGCUUAUGUCCGAGUGGUCACCAGGAAACCCGCCAUCUGGAUCGGCUUGGAAGAAAUCUGCCUCUGAGGAGACCGUCAGGACAAGUAACUAAUGGAUAUCAAUCCUCAGGCUUCAGCUGGCUCUACAGAUCUGCACACUAGGCUUUGGUCUGAGCCUGUGCAGCCUCUUCUACCCUCAGCCCCCCUCUGAAGGCCUCCCUGACAGCUUGAGGCUGUGCUGGAAUGAACUGAACUGCAAGAAGACAAGGUCUUGUUUGUGUUAAUGAUAUGUGAUCCUGUGGAGCGGGAGUUGACAGCCCAAGGGUAGACCAGUCGCAUGCAGUCUGUCAAAGCAGCCCACGUGGUUCAUCAGUGCGUUGUGACUCUUUGAACAGGACUUCUGGCUGUGAACCCAUUUUCUAAGUGGCUUUCCACACCGUUUGUUCCAACUAAUCUACCUCUGUGUAUAAGAUCUCUGACACUGUCAAUAAAAGUUGUAUUAUUGCUGA